AUGGCAGAAGAUUUAACAACCCUCAAAGCCGCAUUACAAGCGGUCAGCAAAGCACCUCCUCAGUCGCUCAUGCUCUGCGCUCAGGACCUGUGUCAGGCCAAUCUUGCUAUUGCAGAAGCAUUUGUUUUCAUCAGGCAAAGCAGCAGCUACCACACCACCAGUGUCGAAGCCGAAGUCGAAGCUGAGCAUACCGUGGUCCCUGAGGAUACCGGCAUCUCAUACGUCCAGACGCGAGAUCGAGAGGCGAAAGUUAUCCAGGAGACACACGACAUGCUACAAAACCACAAGUCUUGGCGAGAAAGAUCAGAAAACGUAGCCAUGAAGCUUGCGCAGCACUGGGUUUAUGGAAAAUUGACGGGGUCUAGUUCCCGUGCCUUCAGUGAUGCAGAUGAACACAGGGUGUUGGUUGAUCUGCGUCAGGCUGUGCUAUCAAGCACUCCGGCCGUGUUUACAUUGCUCAGGGGAAUAAAGAGAAAAAGGUCUGCGAACGGUCUUUGA
Alternaria arborescens is the source of this 498-nucleotide messenger RNA. RefSeq lists its product as hypothetical. The transcript has a single exon. The record is from RefSeq and is a predicted model, not a curated record. The coding region runs from base 1 to 498 and encodes 165 amino acids. Lineage: Eukaryota; Fungi; Ascomycota; Dothideomycetes; Pleosporales; Pleosporaceae.